This is a messenger RNA of Protopolystoma xenopodis, 180 nucleotides long. NCBI's taxonomy places the organism in Eukaryota, Metazoa, Platyhelminthes, Monogenea, Polystomatidea, Polystomatidae. The record is from the annotation of a GenBank genome assembly.
AUGAAUGUUAACAUUGAUGCACAUUCAUCUAUUGCCGAAUUGGAAGAAAGCGUAUUCCGAUGCAAACACAUGUUUCUGGCUGCUAGCGACAAAUCCGAGUCACAAAGGCAAAAACUGAUGGAUGUACUUAUUGAACUUCGUAGAUUCUUGCAUAAUGCCAAGGUAGGUAUUUUGGACUAA